Molecule: messenger RNA, 2061 nt
Organism: Photinus pyralis (common eastern firefly)
Lineage: Eukaryota; Metazoa; Arthropoda; Insecta; Coleoptera; Lampyridae
Product: translation factor GUF1 homolog, mitochondrial-like
Exons: 9
Coding region: 88-2037 (649 amino acids)
Biological process (GO): positive regulation of translation
Cellular component (GO): mitochondrion
Molecular function (GO): GTP binding; GTPase activity; mitochondrial ribosome binding
Source: RefSeq, a predicted model, not a curated record
ACUACUAUACAUAACCACAUUUGUCUGUACCGUUGCUUUAUUUUGUAAACGAAAAAUUACAAAUGUAUCUCUUAAGUUCUAUUUGAAAUGAAUUCAGUUCGCAAUUUCAUACGAUUCUCUAACAGAAAUAUAUAUCGAAAAGGAUUCCAUGAUUUGAGAACCUGUUGGUAUGGAAACCAUUAUUCUACAGACGAAACUAGUAAAUUAAAUAUUGACUAUGCAGACAUUCCCAUAGAAAGAAUACGAAAUUUUAGCAUAAUCGCACACGUAGAUCAUGGAAAAAGUACUUUGGCGGAUCGAGUUCUGGAAACCACUGGUGCAAUUAAACCGAGCUCUGGAAAUGCGCAAGUUUUAGAUAAACUGCAGGUCGAAAGAGAGAGAGGAAUUACUGUGAAAGCUCAAAGCGCCUCAUUAUUAUACAAUUAUAAUGGCUCGGACUAUUUACUAAAUUUAAUUGACACACCAGGUCAUGUGGAUUUUUCUAAUGAGGUUUCACGGUCGCUGUCUGCAUGUCAAGGUGUCAUUUUAUUAGUUGACGCGAACGAUGGCGUUCAAGCUCAAACAGUGGCAAACUUUUAUCUCGCUUUCGGAAAUGAUUUGAUUAUAAUUCCAGUUUUGAAUAAAAUCGAUUUGAAGAAUGCAGACCCAGAUAGAGUGGCAAAACAGUUAGAAACAUUGUUUGACAUUGACCCAAAAGAAGUUCUAAAGAUCUCAGCGAAAUUAGGCACUGGCAUACAUGAAGUACUAGAAGCUGUUAUUAAAAGGCUACCACCCCCACACGUGGAAAGGGACUCAUCCUUCAAAGCUCUACUCUUCGACAGUUGGUACGACCGGUAUCGUGGCGUACAAUCCUUAGUUUAUGUCCAAAAUGGACAAAUAAAUGUGGGAGAUAAUGUCACUUAUUACCACACAAAUAAAAAUUACGAGGUUAAAAUGUUAUCAAUAUUAAAACCCGAGGAGGUGUUCGUUAAGAAAUUAGUUGCAGGACAAAUCGGGGUAAUAUGUUGCAAUAUGCGUUCCAGUAAAGAAGCGCACAUAGGUGAUACCGUACAUAAGACUGGCACACCUGUAGAGCCCUUAAAAGGAUUUAAACCUGUCAAACCAAUGGUGUUUGCAGGUAUAUAUCCUGUGGACCAAUCGCAGCACGUUAAUUUGAGAAGUGCAAUAGAAAAACUGGCUUUAAAUGAUUCUGCUGUUAGCAUUUCCAUUGACACAAGUCCUGCUUUAGGUCAAGGUUGGCGACUAGGCUUCCUGGGACUGCUACAUCUCGAAGUCUUCACGCAAAGAUUACAACAAGAGUACGACGCCGAAACCAUUUUAACCGCACCAUCUGUAACCUACAAAGUAAAAUUAAAGGAAACGAAACAAACUUUGAAAGCGGGUAACUCGGAAAUGUACAUUACGAAUCCGAUUCAUUUUCCGGAUCAUCUAACGGUUGAAGAAUAUUAUGAGCCUAUGGUGCUAGGCACAAUUAUUACACCUGACCGAUAUUUGGGUGCGGUUUUGACAUUGUGUUUAGAAAAGAGAGGUGUGCAAAGAAACGCGAGUAAUAUCGAUAAUGAACGGGUGAUGAUGCAAUUUGAUUUACCUUUAUCUGAGAUUGUGAUAGAUUUUCAUGACAGUCUGAAAACGAUUUCCUCUGGGUAUGCCAGUUUUGAUUAUGAGCCAACUGGAUUUGUAUCUACGUACUUAGUGAAGAUGGAAGUCUAUUUGAACGGUGUUGCUGUUGACGAGCUCAGCAGCAUAAUACAUGGUAGUCGAAUUGACACAAUCGGACGACGAACAGUUUUAAAACUUAAGGAAAUCAUUCCCAGGCAGCUCGUCCAAAUUGCUAUUCAGGCCAAAGUGAAUGGGAAGGUUAUCGCUAGGGAGACAUUAAAAGCGUACCGAAAGGAUGUCGCUGCAAAACUUUAUGGCGGCGAUAUUACCAGAAGAAUGAAAUUACUUGCGCAACAAGCUGCCGGAAAGAAAAAAAUGAAAAUGGUUGCCAAUAUCUCUCUACCACGAGAGACCUUUAUUGAUGUACUAAAGAAAUAAUAAAUUGAUUUUACUUUUUCAUGA